Molecule: messenger RNA, 2209 nt
Organism: Paramormyrops kingsleyae
Lineage: Eukaryota; Metazoa; Chordata; Actinopteri; Osteoglossiformes; Mormyridae
Source: RefSeq, a predicted model, not a curated record
UGGGUCCGGGUGGCUUAAGCAUAUGGGCCGUGUGAACUGCAAACUUUUCUUGUUUAGCUUUAUUGACCUUCAUCUACGCAGUAUUUCUAAUUUAAUUUAUAACGUGUCUGAUGGAGCAGGGAAAUAUUUUGAUUGAGUUUAAUCUGCUUCAUGAAAGUGUUUUUUAGGCUAUACGUGCGAUUUAUUUUUAAUAAAACUUUAACUGCCUUUGAUGGGUUGUUUGUAGGUCGGCAGCUGAUCUGCGUGUUUUGUAUCUUCGCUUAGUAUAUUUUCGCUUUAGUGUUAGUUUGAGGAAUGAAUAGAUGAUAGGCACUAGGUGAUAGGGGCUGUAUUUCACUGCCGAUCGGAAGCACGUACCGAUACAACAAGAUCCCCAAUAUUUCACGUGCUAUAUAGUGUUAUAUCCCUUGCCUUCGAUAUUCUUUUAGACGGUCGUGCCCAAAUAAAUAUUAUGAUUGUUAAAAUGACAAAUCAGGGAUUCUUUAAAGUUCUGCCUAAAGACAUAGACUGUUUUGCACUGAUUACAUUAAUUUUAGCGACUGUUUUGUUGUUCUAAUCUCUCUUCUAUAUAUACAGCACUUUUUGAUGUAUGUAAUGCUUUAAAUGAGACGGAAAUUACAGCUAAGUGAAGUAAAGAACUUAAGCAAAAGUAUUUAUGUCUAUAAUUAUAAAGUCCUUGCACCCGUUGCAGCUCAAAACGGUGUCCUUUAGGUCAUGGCGGAUAACCAGCUGGCUUCCAUCUUGGUGCCCCACGUCACCAUCCCAGCUGAGAGAUGCAGAAGAGAAGAUGCUGCAGUCGAUACAGAACAACUUCUCCAAGCAGCACAUCCCGAUAUCAAAAGGCAACCUGAUCUGGACGCUGCUUUUCAAUGAGAAUGAUUCCUGCCGGACCCCUCUGGUGCUUCUGCAUGGCUUCGGGGGCGGAGUUGGGCUUUGGACCCAAAACCUGGACAUGCUAUCCAAGCAGCGGCCCGUCUACGCCCUAGACCUGCUCGGUUUUGGCCAGAGCAGCCGUCCGGAGUUCAGCGCUGACGCCACUGAAGCAGAGUCCCAGUUUGUGGAGUCCAUAGAGGAAUGGAGAGCCGAGGUCGGCCUGGAGACCAUGGUCAUGCUGGGGCACAACCUGGGUGGAUAUCUGGCCUCUGUCUAUGCGCUCAAGUACCCUUCCAGGGUGAAGCACCUCAUCUUGGUGGAGCCGUGGGGCUUCCCCAGGCGGCCGGAAGCCAAGGAGAGGGACCGUCCCGUCCCGGUGUGGAUCAAGGUGGUGGGGGCCGCCAUGAGCCCCUUCAACCCUCUGGCUGGCCUGCGGCUGGCAGGUCCGCUGGGCCCCGUGCUGGUCCAGGCCAUCAGACCGGACUUCAAACAGAAGUAUUCAUCCAUACUCAGCGACAACACGGUCUCCCACUACAUCUACCACCUCAACGUGCAGAGUCCCAGUGGCGAGACGGCCUUCAAGAACAUGACCGUCCCCUACGGUUGGGCUAAGAGGCCCAUGCUGGAGAGAGUGGGCCUCAUCCGGUGGGACGUCCCCAUCACGGUCAUCUACGGCUCCCGCUCCAGCAUCGACAGCGACUCGGGCAGCGCCAUCAAGGACGCCAGGCCCGACUCGCGCGUGGAGAUCGUGGUGAUUCGAGGCGCCGGCCAUUACGUGUUUGCGGACCAGCCAGAGGAUUUCAACCACCAAGUGAAUCUCAUUUGCAGUACCUUGGAUGGACAGUAGGGCGCGUGCCUGAAGUGGGUGGGGCAGAGGGUGUGGGCGGGGCUUGCCGGGGCACAUUGCCAUUGGAAGAUGUCUCAGGGAUGCAGCUGAACAGUACAUUUAAAAAAACAAUUUUCUUAUAGUUAGUUUCACCUUUACACCCAUCUGCUUCGUUCUUUUUGACUGUGUGAGCCCAUACUGAGUCUCUGCAACGCCAAACUGCACUGGCAUCAGGUUCUGACAUCCACUGAAGUUAGUCUGCUUGGACUGACCCACAGGUCUGGUGCUGCUCAGUCCAUUUUGUCCCUGCUGGAGUGUUGGGGAGCUCAGUGGUUCAGUGACACUUCCCUGGACAUCUAUUGCUAUAUUUCUUCACUGAAGAGCUUUCUUGUAAGACCUGUGAGAGGUUGAUCUGUGUAUAAAUCUUCCCGAGGACCCCAGGGCUUUUCUGUAUGUAAUGUCUGCAUAUGCAAACAUGGGGAAGAGAUUAAAACUGACAUUUUCAUGAGA